AUGUCGCUUAACACUCUACUCCUCUCUCUCCUCCUCCUCGUCUCCUUCUCCACCAUCGCCUUAUCUGAAGAAGACUGCGUGUACACGCUGUACAUAAGAACAGGGUCCAUCUUCAAAGGUGGGACGGACUCGAUCAUAAGCGUUAGAUUCUACGACAUGUAUGGUGAUUACGUGGGGAUCUCCAAUAUUGAAGCAUGGGGAGGGCUGAUGGAGCCAGGUCACGACUACUUCGAGAGGCACAAUUUAGACAUUUUCAGUGGGAGAGCACCAUGUUUGAGGUCACCAGUGUGUGCCUUGAAUUUAACCUCUGAUGGGACAGGUUCAGGUCAUGGGUGGUAUGUUAACUACGUAGAGGUGACCAAAACUGGAGUCCACGCCACUUGUUCACAGAUGAAAUUUACUAUUGAGCAGUGGCUGGCUCUUGAUACUUCACCUUACGAGUUAACUGCUAUUAGGAAUUAUUGUGAUUAUCAUAUGGAUGAUCGGGCUAAAAAAUCUGCUGGUUUGAGUUCUUCUUAG
Molecule: messenger RNA, 519 nt
Organism: Dovyalis caffra
Lineage: Eukaryota; Viridiplantae; Streptophyta; Magnoliopsida; Malpighiales; Salicaceae
Source: the annotation of a GenBank genome assembly